This is a messenger RNA of Cottoperca gobio, 1923 nucleotides long. RefSeq names its product nuclear receptor coactivator 7a (gene ncoa7a). The transcript has 6 exons. Gene Ontology annotation, cellular component: nucleus. Lineage: Eukaryota; Metazoa; Chordata; Actinopteri; Perciformes; Bovichtidae. Gene Ontology annotation, biological process: regulation of transcription by RNA polymerase II; response to oxidative stress. Bases 120 to 842 code for a protein of 240 amino acids. The record is from RefSeq and is a predicted model, not a curated record.
AGAAACUGUUCCAUAUCAGAGCCAUCCAAUGAGAAGCCCCUCCACUUAAGUUUAAAUAGAAGGUGAAAGUGGUUUAGAGGAAACAAAGUGAUAUACACUGGCCUGUGUGGCGAACAGACAUGUGGUACUGCGGAGUGCAGAUUUUGAAAGAGAAAUCAGGAACUAUGAAGCUGCUGCCAGAAAAUAUCAAGGUGCUUUAUUUUGCCAGUGACUGUAUGGAGCCGCAUGUUGAGAUUAUAACAGUGAAAGACACCAAGUGGCGCCUGAGUCUGUGUAACUCGGAGAACUCGGGGGUGGAAGAGCCGGAGUACCAGGAGGAAGUUGAAUAUGCUCUUCCUGUCCUAAGAGAUUACAGCCAGCUGCUAGAAGACCACCACCUGGGGAGUCUUGCUGCUCACAUGCCGGCAAGGACACAGGGCUAUCCAUGGCAGCUGGUCUACAGCACGGCCGUCCACGGGAGCAGCCUAAAAACUAUGUACAGGAAUAUGGCUGGCCUGGACAGCCCUGUGCUGCUGGUUAUCAAGGACAUGCACAAAAAGGUGUUUGGGGCUUUUUCUUCCGAUCCAUUCAAAGUCAGUAAAAACUGCUACGGCACAGGAGAAACCUUCCUUUUCAGCUUUAACCCUGACUUCCAGGCAUACAAGUGGAGCGGCGAAAACUCCUACUUUGUUUGUGGCGACUUGGAAUCUAUGCAGAUUGGUGGAGGAGGGGGUGGAUUUGGCCUGUGGCUGGAUGUUGAUCUGUACCAUGGCUCAAGCUUCUCCUGUCCCACCUUCCACAACCCGUGUCUUUCCACACAUGAAGACUUCAUUGUACAAGACCUCGAAGUCUGGACUGUGUAGAAAUGAGGGGAGAGCAUCUGAAAAGACGAGCUAAAAACAAAAGUAGAACCCACUUUCUUUCCUGGAGUUAGAAAACGUCAAGACUUCAAGGAGCACGUGUGGUUUGAGCCAUUACUGUACAAAACCUGCUAGAGCAGCUGCUUUCAUCGGUUCACCUGGCUCAGACUAGUCCGCAUACAGUAGAAGAAGCCUGUUCUAGAGAUUCUCGGGCUAGACUUUCUGUUUAUGCUGGUUUGAUCUGGGCAUGGAAAAGACAAGUGGCCAGAAGAAAUCCUGGGAUUCAGGGGCCUGCUACUUUAAGCUACCAGCUAUUCUGGCUAUUGCUUAGACCAGUUAGCAACUGCCAGCUGACGCUUUUAGCCCUCCAUGCCCUCCUUUUGCUGUGGGGAGCAUUGUAAUACAACGUUCACAGUAACACUGAUGAAUAAAACAUUUGUAAUUACUGUAAGCACAUUCAGGCUUAAGGAAAAAGGCUUGAGAUCUUUUAAAAUGUGUAUUUAAAGUUUGUAUCUAUGCGUGUAAGUUAUUGUAAGUCUAAGAGUAAGUGUUCAUAUGUUCUAUUUGCUUUUGUCGCCCCACGGUUUAAGAAACAAACUGAGCACAUAAAGGCCCAUAGAAAACUAAAAGGCAAAUGAAUCACUUUGUGGUGUCUGUAACAUGACAGGACCUACAAGUCCUAUCUGGACUAUAAUUGUACUUGUUUCUAACAUGAGGUCUGGGUUUAAGGUUCUCUUUUUGAAAACUAUUGCUUCCGAUGAAGCUCUUGUUAAAAAAUAAAAGUGUUACCUGUAAAGUGUGCGGUUUGUAACUGUUAACUAUCACUUCUGUUUUCAUAAAAUUAGACACCUGUCUGCCUAUUUGCAUAAAUACAUGAUAUAAUAUAUGAGGAACCAUUUCAAGUCUUAUACUGUACAUACUUUUACUAUGAAUGUAUUUUUAAGAAAAUCUAAACAGGCAAGCAAAAAACAUUUCUUGUUGUUCAUGUUUUUUUUUGUUUUUAAAUGUUUGUGUGUAAAUCAGGCGGUGCUGGCACUAACCGUGUUGUUUUGUUGAACCACAUUAAAACUUUAUUUUCAUAGCA